AUGCACUGCCAGCCGACCUCAGGGGACGCGAAACGUCAGACACGUCUCAUCUCCUUUACACGCUUGGAUCAAAGUGCAACUAACCCAUCAACUCAUCCUUUAUUCCCCAAUAAAAAGCGUGAUUUUCCGCCCUUUAUGUUCACUGAGCUCGCCUGUGCAAAGCAACUCCGGCGAUCCAACCAUACAUCCGACGUCUAUACCCACCAUCCAGCUAUCUUCUCUACUAUAUUCGGAAUUCAUGGGCAUGAAAAGGAAAUUGAUUUUGUAGGAAAAGUAGAAGGGUUUAGAUUCAACGAGUCUUUUCCUCGGCCGCAGGUGUUUAGUGAUUUUGGGCCGAAUUUGUUGUUGCUGGAGGAUGAAGAAAGUGGUAUUGGGAAUACACACGAGUUGAUCAAUGGUCAGUUUUUUCUCAUAGUUUUCAAUUGUGGAAAAAAAAAAAAGCUUAAAAGGUGGAUUUGGCCGUUGAAAGAGAACGUGGCGGAGAAGGCUACGGAAACCAUAAAGAAAGAUUGCUUGAAUGGACAUCAAAUUGUUUGGACAAGUCGCCGUAUGGGAAGUUUAUUGAAGCAUAAAAUGUUGACCUCGAAGGGUCUUGAAAUUGAUACUGCUACUGUUAGGAAAAUACCACAUGCCAUUGAUACUCAGACGGAGGUAAUUGUCCAGCUCAUCAACUACACAAAAAGCGGGAGAAGUGAAAUAUUUCAUUGGGGUGCAAUUAGAUGGAAGUCAACAUGUUGA
Molecule: messenger RNA, 738 nt
Organism: Striga asiatica
Lineage: Eukaryota; Viridiplantae; Streptophyta; Magnoliopsida; Lamiales; Orobanchaceae
Source: the annotation of a GenBank genome assembly